AAUGAUGUCAGAAAAUGUCUAGAAACGUCUAAUAACUAAUAAGCAUGUUAAUGUAACCUCAAAACUUGUUCAUUAAUUUAAUUUUUUAGAUAUUUAAUAUUUUCCUAUUAAUAAAAGUGUAACAUAUAUAAUGUCGUGGUUAUUCGGUUAUGGAAAAAAUCGGGAACAGGGUCCAGACUUGGCUCAGUUGGGACUCGGUGUACCGGCCAGUGCCGGGGGUGGAGGAUCCGAUGAUGGGGCUCCAAAAGAACCUAAUUUAACUAAAGCCGAAAGAAAACAAAUGGAAGCAUAUAGGUUUGAUUCUUCUGCUCUGGAGAGAGCUGCCCAAGCUGCUAGGGAGUUGGAGAGAUCUAAGCAUGCAAAAGAAGCUUUGGAACUAUCUAAGCUUCAAGAAACAACGAAGCAAACUGAGCAACAUGCCAAAAUUAAAGAAUACGAGGCCCAUAUUGCCCAAAUGCAAAUUGAUGCUAAAAGAGCUGAGGCAGAAGAAAAAAGGAAACUACUUCAAGAAGAAACAAGACAACAUCAAGCCAGAGCUCAGUAUCAAGAUCAAUUAGCUAGAAAACGAUAUGAUGACCAGUUGGCACAACAACAGAGAAUGAAUGAAGAAAGUUUAAGAAGACAAGAAGAAUCAGUGGCUAAACAAGAAGCUAUGCGAAAAGCUACAAUCGAGCACGAAAUGGAACUUAGGCACAAAAAUGAAAUGAAAAGAGUAGAAGCAGAACUUAAAGCUAAAGCAAAAGUUGAUAGAGAAAAUAGAGAUCUCACGCUUGAACAAAUUAGACUUAAAGCUCAAGAAAACCGUGUUACUGUUUUAGAAAGUAUAAAAACUGCAGGUACUGUUAUAGGGGCUGGAGCCCAAGCCAUGCUUACAGAUUGGAAUAAAGUACUAACAGCUGCUGGUGGUCUUACUUUAUUAGCUCUUGGUGUUUAUUCAGCCAAAGGAGCGACCUCUGUAACAGCACGUUAUAUAGAAUCUCAGUUAGGAAAGCCAUCAUUAGUUAGAGAGACUUCCAAGUUUUCUUUGCUGGAAGCAGUGAAACAUCCUGUAACAACUCUAAAAAAAUUAAAAACCAAAGAGGGUGAUGUACUUCAAGGUGUAGUACUUGCUCCAAAAUUGGAAGAGAGGUUGAGGGAUAUUGCUAUUGCAACUAAAAAUACAAGACAAAAUAGGGGUAUGUACAGUAAUGUACUCAUGCAUGGGCCUCCUGGUACUGGUAAAACUAUGUUUACAAAGAAAUUAGCCCACCAUGCUGGAAUGGAUUAUGCCAUUUUAACUGGAGGAGAUUUUGCACCUUUAAGGAAAGAUGGUGUUACUGCUAUACAUAAAGUUUUUGACUGGGCAAACAAUUCUAGAAAAGGUCUCCUGCUAUUCAUAGAUGAAGCAGAUGCAUUUUUAAGAAAAAGAUCAUCUGAAAAUAUUUCUGAAGAUUUGAGGUCCAUGUUAAAUGCAUUUUUGUAUAGAACUGGUGAACAGAGCAAUAAAGUUAUGUUGGUUUUGGCGUCCAAUACACCAGAACAGUUUGACUGGGCAGUAAACGAUCGUUUAGACGAAAUGGUGGAGUUCAUUCUGCCAGGAUUGGAAGAAAGAGAGCGUCUGAUUCGAUUAUACUUCCAAAAGUUCGUGUUAGAACCUGCUGCAGAAGGGGCUAGGAGAUUAAAGGUGGACAACUUUGACUACAGUGCCAUUUGUUCGAAGAUUGCAAGAGUAGCGGCAGGUAUGUCCGGUCGUGAAAUUGCUAAAUUGGGUGUAGCAUGGCAGAGGGCAGCAUACGCGUCUCAAGACGGCGUUUUAACGGAAAAAAUGAUCUGGAACAUUGUAGACGAUCAUAUUAGGCAGCAUAAACAAAAGGUCAACUGGCAAUCAGAACAAGAAAGACUUGAAUCGAAAAGCAUUUAUCGCUCGGAAAAAGAAGAAUCCUAUAUACCUGUUACACCAAAAGACGUACAAAUAUCCGAAAAUAAGGAAACUAGCGAACAGAAAUAGACUGAAUAAAUUGUAUAUAUUCCAUGUGUAAACCAAGUGAUUCUUGGUCGGUUUACCUGAAAGACGAAUACAACCUAGUUGCAAAGCAAAUUAGGAAAAAUAAAAGAGGCAUUUACGUGUUUUUGUAUGAAUGAACUCUUUUUAUAUGUUUUUUAGAUUAAAGUGGUUUUUAUAUGUACAUUGACAAAAUAUAAUUGUUAUCCUCGGUAAAAGUGGAAUUUUCAAAUUAGAAUUUACAUUUUUUCUAAUUAUGGAACACGGAAAUUGUUACAAAUCUAUUUGUUUAAUGUACACUAGCUGUGGUCAUUCCAAUGUGAUAUUAUCAGGGCAAGACAAGAUGUUCUUGUUUUAUAGUUUGCAUAAACCGUUUACAGCGCUUUCAGAUGGAGCGGAGCGUCCGCGACUUCGAGUAAGUACCAUAAGUUUAUAUGAACAAUUUCACGUGGGUUGCGUCUGCUCCAUCUGAAAGCGCUGUUAGUAUAACGUACUAUAUUUUUUUCCUUUCAAAAUUAUAAUCAUAUGGAAAUGUUGAAAUAAAUGACAUUUAAUUAAUAAAAAG
This is a messenger RNA of Sitophilus oryzae (rice weevil), 2546 nucleotides long. RefSeq names its product ATPase family AAA domain-containing protein 3A homolog (gene bor). Gene Ontology annotation, biological process: mitochondrion organization. Gene Ontology annotation, cellular component: mitochondrion. Gene Ontology annotation, molecular function: ATP hydrolysis activity; zinc ion binding; ATP binding. The transcript has 10 exons. The record is from RefSeq and is a predicted model, not a curated record. NCBI's taxonomy places the organism in Eukaryota, Metazoa, Arthropoda, Insecta, Coleoptera, Curculionidae. The coding region runs from base 131 to 1987 and encodes 618 amino acids.